GUUGCCUUUGAGCUUUAGGGAAGUAACAUUAUUCUCCUCCUCUACUGUUGCAGUGAAUCUAUGGGGUGGAUGAAGAAAGAAAAGAUGGAAGGAUUAUAUCAAGUGUGGGGUGGGGUAGGAUCUUUAUUCAAGUGAGGUGGUAUUUCAUUAAAGAGAGAGCCUGUCAUUUGUGGAAUUAGAAGCAAGAAGGGCAAAGCCCGCCUUUAGAAAUGGAGUAUCUUCCAGUCACCUCACUGCUGUGUGCUUAUCUUGAAACCUAAAAACUAAGGUUCCUAGAUGUCAGUAUGGCAGCUUCAAACCUGGAGAACCAGUUGCACAGUGCCCAAAAGAAUCUGUUGUUUCUCCAACGAGAACAUGCUAACACCCUCAAAGGUUUGCAUGCUGAAAUUCGACGACUGCAACAGCAUUGCACAGAUUUGACUUAUGAACUGACUCUGAAAAGUUCUGACCUGGCAGAGAAUGGUAAUUCAAGAAGUGAUGAACUCAAAAGGAAAUGUGAAGCACUUGAGGCUCAGCUGAAAGUCAAAGAGGCUGAAAAUAAUGAAUUAUUAAAGGAACUGGAACAGAAAACUGCAAUGAUAAUGGUGCUGGAAAACACCAUCAAAGAAAGAGAAAAGAAGUAUUUAGAAGAGUUAAAAAUGAAAAGCCAUAAGCUAAAUAUGCUGUCAAGUGAACUAGAGCAGCGAGCAAGCACUAUUGCAUAUCUGACAUCACAACUGCAUGCUACCAAGAAAAAGCUUAUGAGUGUAAGUGGAACUUCUGAUGCCACCCCAUCUGGAAGUCCAGUACUGUCCAGCUACAAGCCAGCCCCUCCCAAAGAUAAGCUACCUGAGACCCCACGACGCAGAAUGAAAAAAAGUCUAUCAACACCGCUAAACCCAGAAUUCGAAGAGGCCUAUAGAUUAGGAUCGGAUAGCCGAAAGCUGCUGUUGCGAGAGCCUGUUGAUGCUAUGCCUGAUCCCACUCCAUUUUUAUUGGCCAGGGAAACUGCAGAGAUCCACCUUAUCAAAGAACGGCCUUUAGUUAUUCCACCCAUUGCUUCAGAACGCACUUCAGGAGAAUCACAAAGUCCAGCAAAAGAGAAGCAACACAAGGCACAUAUUGGUGUGGCACAUCGAAUUCACCAUGUAACAACAUCCCAGACUCCACCAGAGGUUGAAACAUUAGCAGUGGAUCAGGUCAAUGGAAGUAAAGUGGUCCGAAAGCAUCCAGGGACAGACAGAACUGUUUAAGUGAAAUGAUUGAUGUGAUGCUCUAUUACUCUGUUGCUUUUUAUGCACUGUGAUCAAAUAACAUAAUUUCAUCGCAGUAAAGUUUCUUUUAAUGCUU
Molecule: messenger RNA, 1329 nt
Organism: Pelodiscus sinensis (Chinese soft-shelled turtle)
Lineage: Eukaryota; Metazoa; Chordata; Testudines; Trionychidae
Source: RefSeq, a predicted model, not a curated record